Naegleria gruberi is the source of this 2469-nucleotide messenger RNA. RefSeq lists its product as uncharacterized. NCBI's taxonomy places the organism in Eukaryota, Heterolobosea, Eutetramitea, Acrasida, Naegleriidae. The record is from RefSeq and is a predicted model, not a curated record. The transcript is spliced from 2 exons. Bases 1 to 2469 code for a protein of 822 amino acids.
AUGCCCUCUAAAAAGAGUUCUAAUAGUAAGAAAAAGAGUACAUCUAAAAGUCAGUCCAAGAGCGAAAAAUCUUCUGCUCCGCAACCACAGACUGUCAAACGAUCAACAACUCUUGAAUCACAAAUCACUACUCUAAAUGAUUUUUGGAGAACAUUAAACUUUGGCACAAGGAAAAAACUUCUUCAUGUUGAUGCCUGUUCAUUGCUAAAAAAGACAAAGGAACAAUAUCAAAGAGUGUGUUCGUGCACUGUUUGUGGUAGAAACAAAUCUAUUCUUGAUAGAGAAUUGGAUAGACUUUUUACUGAUUACUGCAAAGAACUUGCAUAUCAGAAUCAUGUUGAUUGUGUAUUCAAUUUUUGUAGCACCUCCAACUCAUCAGACAGAUCUAAACUUCGCAACAACUCACGAAGUCCAAAAACAACUAAGAGAACCGUCAUCAGCAAUGGAACUGAAAUGUUAACCACAACAACCGUAAAGAAAAGUGGUAACGUACGAGUUAUUGAAAAAACUGUAAAAUACUAUUCUACAACAAAAGUAAAUCCAAAUGACAAAGCAAGUAGUCCUAUUAUUGAAGAUAUCACAGAGGAUAAUAGAGAAAAGGCUAUUUCUAAACAGAGUCAAACUAAUGGUUCAAACACCGAACCAAUAGAUUCGAAAAACGGUUCACAACAAAAUAAUCAGCAUUUACCACCACCUCCACCUAUUCAACCUGAAGAUAGUCAAGAAGAUAGUGUUCAGUAUGACUUUGGAAAGAAUCUUUCGAUCAGUCGAGAAGGUAUCAUAACAAUCUCCGAGGAUUGGAUAAAGCAAAACGAAUCCAACGAUAUUAUCCAUUUAUUACAAAAAUUUGAACAUAAUAUCAAACACAAUAAUUUGGAAAAUUUAAUAUUGAACAAGGAUAAGAAAAAUAAUAAUAAUAAUAAUUCAGAGGAUGAUGAAUAUGAAGACGACAAUGACGAGGACGAUGAUGAUCAAUGUUCCGAGGAUGAAGAUACUGACCAUGAAAUAUCAGGUGAGGAGAGUGAUGAUGAAGAGGACGUGGACGAGGAUUCUGAGAUAGAAAGUGAAAAUCCUGAAGAUUCUUAUAUUAAAUGGAGAGAAAGUAGAAGAGUCUUUCAUUGGUUUGCUGCUAAAUCCUUUUAUGAGAAUAUUUUGACUGCUUUCAAAGAAAAACAAGCUUUAGAUAUGCAGGCCAAGCUUAUUGAAGAGGAAGAGAUGAGUGAAAAGGAAAAGUCAGAAAAGAAGUUAAAGAAAAAGAAAGAGCAAGAAAAAAAGAAACAAGAACUUGAAAAGCAAAAGAAAAUGGAAGAGGAAAGGAAAAAGAUAGAAAAGGAAAUGAUAGAAAUUGUAAAGAAGGAAAAGCAGAAAAAGAAGGAAGCCUCUGCCCAAAAGCAAGUUGAAGAGGUGAAACAAGAUCAAGAUUCAUCUUAUGAAGAGGAGCCAGAGAAUGAACAAGAAAUUACUCAAGUGCUAUUCGAAAAUGAUAUGAGUGAUGUAAAGAUUACUCCUGAGCAAUUUCCGAGAUAUCAAGCCAAACCGACCAUUAACGAAAAGAAACCAAGGACAAUCACGGUAAAGCCAUCAACUGUUGUUGAACCUCCUCCAAUACCAAGUAAUAACUCGGUUACCUCAAAUCAAAGUACUGAAACAGAUGUUUCUUCCAAUGAUACAAUGUCGUCAGGAAACACCUCAACCAACAAUACAAUGAUGACCUCACCACAACCAAUCCAUAAUCCUUUGAACCAUCAGGAUCAAAUUGUGAAUAACAAUGAUCCAAUUGUGCAACCAACCCCUACUGGAAAAUCUCCAUCCCCUCCAAAUCAACAAAACAAUGGAUUUAAUAGUAAUUGGCAACCAAUGAAUAACGCAUUCCAAUUUAAUCAAUUCUUACCUGGACAUGUUAAUAAUGCCUUCAAUAAUGCCUUUAACCAGAAUCAAUAUUCAGAACCAUUUAUGGCUCAACAACCUCAACACAUUUCUCAACCUCACAGUAAUUAUUUUGCUGGUGGUCAUGGUAUUGGAUUUUCAAAUAACCAAAACGUCAAUUCACAUUUUAACUUAUUUGGACAAUCUAAUCAAUGGAAUUGGAUGAAUAAUAAUAUUGGUGGUGGUAUGAAUAAUAUGAAUACCAUGAACAACAUGAAUAACAUGAAUAAUAUGGGUGGUAUUAAUGGAAUGAACAAUAUGAAUAGUUUCUCACCUCAACCAAGAAUGAAUACUAAUAAUGGAUUUAUGAUGCAACAACCAAUGUAUCCUCAACAGUAUCAACAAUGGCCAAACCAACAAACUUAUGCUCACCAAAAUCCAGUUACUCCUCCACAACCGAUGAGACGUGAUUUUGUUCAAACACCUUUCAGUAAUUCCAAUAGCUCACUUUUUUCCUCUGAUUUGACAAUUGGACCUUCCUACCAACAACAGCAACAACAAUCCAGUCUCUUCCAUACUACAGCACCACAACAUCGUAAUUAA